GAAGAUUGAGCCGCAAACAUGAACCAACCUCGACCUGGAGCUCUUUUGAAAAUGAGGUUCCUAAUGAGCUGUGAAGGGACUGAAUCGGCGGGAUGAGGGCUUUAUAUUCAUCGGUCCGCGCACCGAUAUUACGCAUCAGUAGAGGCACGUUCUACCGACACCAUCCUUCUGCGCAGGUGUCGCACCCUAACCCGCCGCUGUUCAAGGAUCUCGACUUUGAGCUUUCCUCCACCGCCCAGUUGGCCAAUGGAGAAAAGCAACAGCACUGGUGCAUAGUCGGUCCUUCUCUCAGCGGGAAGACCACAUUUCUUGAGGUUCUGCGUGGUUUUCACCUCAGCAUACCUCCCACGGCCAGGUCGUACCCGUACCUGUCAACAGAUGCCUUCCCUUGCCACCUGAGGACGCCGCACCAGGCGAUUCAGUAUGUGGGGUUUGAUGCAAGCAGCUCGUCCGGCCUUGGCCCUCCGACGAGCACUUAUCUCGCUGCGAGGUACGAAUCUCGCCGUGAGGAUACAGACUUUUCGCUCCGGGACUAUCUGCUCGGAAACACCGAGCUUAACCCCGCUGAGAAACCCGGUCAGUCCGCCGCUGAAGAGGAGAAGCUCCUGGGGCGCGUUGUUCACGACUUGAAGCUUGCGCCCCUACUCGAACUCCCGGUUUCAUUUCUCUCCAACGGCCAAGGUUGUAGGGCACGUAUUGCUAGGGCAUUGCUGCGAACCCCUGAGGUCCUGUUGUUGGACGAGCCGUUCAUGGGCCUCGACCCUCCCACUGUGGUAGCUCUUAGUCCGUUCCUGCGUGGAUUGGCAGAGCAAGCGGCUCCCAGGCUAGUCCUCAGCAUUCGACCCCAGGAUCCCUUGCCAUCAUGGAUUAGCCAUAUCGUGUAUUUGGGCAACAACUGUCAGGUUGCUUCGAUAGGUCAGAAGGAGGAUGUCAUGGACCAACUAAGGUCCUAUGUUAGUCGAGUAGCUGACUCCAAGACACCCGAGGACCCUACGCUCCCUGUAUCUGCGCUGAGGGAGAUGGGGAGGACAUUAACGGACGACGGGGUUGAGGGGGUCGUUUUCGAUGCUGUUGGGUUGCAGAGCAGUAUCGCCAUGCCUGAACUUCCCAGAGCGGCCAUCAAUGGGGCAACUAGUAUUGGAGAGCCCUUGGUAGAGAUGAAUGGGGUUCAAGUCGGGUAUGGCGAUAAGAUUGUACUCGGCAACUGGGACAACGAUACUAUAACUGGCCAAACCGGUCAAAAGGGCUUGGUUUGGACAGUUCGUCGGGGCGAACGCUGGGGUAUCUUUGGAGCAAACGGCUCGGGCAAGACAACUCUCUUCAGCCUGCUGGGCUCAGACCAUCCUCAGUGUUAUUCACAACCGGUGAAACUGUUUGGGCGCAGUCGACUUCCCGAGCCAGGGUCUGGCCAGCCGCCGUUGACUUUCUGGGACAUACAAGAACGCAUCGGGCACUCCAGUCCUGAGAUACACGGCGCUAUACCCCGGCGACUCAGCGUGCGCCGUGUACUCGAGACGGCAUGGGCCGAGACGUUCAUCAGCACACCGAAGUUGGAAAAGAACGCUAGUGAGAAGGUGGAAGCGACUCUUGUCUGGUUCGAACGAGAGCUGAACCCCGCGGUGCGCCGCGAGAAUGAGCAAACAAACCAUGGCUCAGGCUCUAGCACUUUGAAAUGGGCCGACGAUUAUCUGUUCGGUGAGCUUUCCUUCAGCGCUCAACGCGUGUUACUACUCCUUAGGGCAAUCAUCAAAAGCCCAGACAUUGUGGUGCUCGAUGAGGCCUUCAGCGGCAUGGACGAGGCGGUCCGGGACAAGUGCAUGCUUUUCAUCGCGCACGGCGAGGAGAAGAUUCUCGCUGCCAGAGGCGGCAGGCAGGUUAUGGUGGACAGUCAAGCCAAGCAGGAUGGCAAUGUCCGCGUCACGGGUCUCUCGGAUCGGCAGGCGUUCAUCUGCAUCAGUCAUGUCAAGGAGGAAGUGCCAGACUUUGUGAGGGAGUGGCUUUGUCUGCCAGAGGCCACUUCUCGGUUGCCGGCGCGAUUCGGGCGUCUGGACGGGCCUUUGAGGCUGGAUGGGAAGCGAUGGGAUGAUAUAUGGGGAAUGGGACGAGGUGCAAGGUAGGAGGCCGAUAUGUGACCUUAUAGCCCUUAUACAACAUGCGCAUAGCAUUGCUUGGCAAGUCCUUGUGAUAUUGCAUACAUUUUUCAACACUGUUUUGCUGUCUACUGGCCUGCACCUUAUUUCAUUAAAUGCCUGGAUUAGUUGCAGUUGAGUUCAUUUGUUACCUUGAGAGCGACUGCCAAUGUAUACCUAUUGAUCAAGGAAAGGCUUAGAAAACGGCCAGCUUUUCUAGCUCAGCAAUCACUUUUGGAAUACCCAGUAAAAACAAAAACAGGCUUUCUAGGUACCUGGGUAGGUACCUAUUUACUUAGCUACCUUA
This is a messenger RNA of Pyricularia oryzae 70-15, 2436 nucleotides long. RefSeq lists its product as uncharacterized. Bases 93 to 2117 code for a protein of 674 amino acids. Gene Ontology annotation, cellular component: mitochondrion. Gene Ontology annotation, molecular function: ATP binding; ATP hydrolysis activity. The record is from RefSeq and is a predicted model, not a curated record. Lineage: Eukaryota; Fungi; Ascomycota; Sordariomycetes; Magnaporthales; Pyriculariaceae. The transcript has 2 exons.